GUCAACACGCAGUUAGGGAAUUAUACGUGGAAUUUGCAGCGUGCAUGCACCUUCUUCCCUCCACUGCUCACCGUCUAUUCUUCCCUUCUGUUAUUAAUCCCUGCCUCUCUCUUCUCCUUAAGACUCGCUCUCUCUCUCUCUCUCUCUCGUGUUUCUUCUCCCCCCCUCUCUCUCUCUCACCCUUUCACAAUUCCUCACUAGGAAGCUCCUGCGAUCUUUCUUCGAUGGCAUCGGAUAAGGGCCGGGCGCUGCCAAAAUUUGGGGAGUGGGAUGUGAACAACCCGGCAUCCGCAGAAGGAUUUACAGUAAUAUUCAGCAAGGCAAGGGAUGAGAAGAAAUCCGCGGGAACCGCCGUGGGUGCUGGCGGCGGUGCACCACGCAUGGAUAAAUCUAGGCAGCAGCAGCAGCAGCAGACGGAUCUGAAUUAUCAUUACCCAUCUCCGAAAAAAUGGUUUUGCUGUUUCUGAAACCCGAGCACUUACAGAGCCUGGGUUGGUGCAACUUUGAGGUAUCAUACAAUACAAUACAAUACAAUGUUCUUGCAUCCCUGCAAAUGGAAAUGGCAAAGGAAGGAUACGACUUCAGAGCCCACCAUGGUGGUGGUUCAUCAUUCCUUCACUUCUGUUCAAUUUGUUUGUCUGCAUGAUUUGUCUGUUCCAGUGUUCCACCCAUUUUAAGCCACCCCAUUCUCUUCGUUCUUUUUUUUUUUUAUUCAGAUGUAAUAUAAAGGAAAGAUGACGAAUUUCUGUUGAAAGUUGGGAUACUAUUGCAUCCCAUUUCCAUUUC
This is a messenger RNA of Malania oleifera, 786 nucleotides long. RefSeq names its product protein NOI4. Bases 45 to 467 code for a protein of 140 amino acids. The record is from RefSeq and is a predicted model, not a curated record. The transcript is spliced from 3 exons. Lineage: Eukaryota; Viridiplantae; Streptophyta; Magnoliopsida; Santalales; Ximeniaceae.